UAACAUUAUAAAACUGGAUGUAAUAGAAAAAAACGCAAUUGUAAAGUAAUAAAGAGUAAUAAAAAUAAGUAACACUGAUCUUUAUUCCCCAAGGGCAUACACGUGAAUUCCCUUUCCUUAAGUAUUUUAUGUCUCAGGGCUCUCUUAAAUUUCUGCUGUUAAGACAAAAAAAGGAUGUUCUUAAUAAGCUUUUCCUGUGUGAUGUCACAGAGUUGUUAGCCUUUAUAUAUAGUGCAAAAAAGUUGGGAAGCAUCUGAAUCUCAGAGCAAGAGGACAGAAGAUCAGAUUUCACUAGCAUCUCCCCCAACAAGACAAAAAAGAGGCAUGUCCAGCACCAGACUAGGCAAUAGGUUGGGGCUUUUCAUAUUUGCCCUGUCUAGUCUAAAGGUCAGUCUUGCCUUUCCUAAUUCCUCUCCAGUAAUCAAUUCGGGAUGGGGGACUCCAGACAGGCUGAUGCACCUGUACACAGCAACAGAAUGGAACAGCUUCCACCUGCAGAUCAAUCACGAUGGGCGAAUCGAUGGAUCACCGCAUCAAACCAUAUACAGUGCAUUAAUGAUUAAAUCCGAAUCUGCUGGUAAAGUUGUCAUCACUGGUGUCAAAAGUGGCCGAUACCUAUGUAUGGACAGUUACGGAAAUGCUUUUGGAUCACACUACUUUAGCUACGACGACUGCGUAUUCAAGCAUGAAAACUUUGGAGAAUCGUCAUGAGUCUACCAUUCCCCAAAACACAAAUAUCUGCUGAGCCUCAAAAAGCCAAAACAGUUUUUCCGCCCAGGAAUGGACUUGCCACCUUAUUCUCAAUUUUUAUCCAUGGAGAACACGAUUCCUAUUACCCGAUUUAUUACUCCCGAGCCUGUCCGACAUACCAGAAGCGCUGAGCUAUAUCCAGACCCCUGGAGUAUUGGUCGAGAAAAGAAGACAACCCUGAAUUUUCCAACACCAAAGAAUGAACAAGACGUCAGGGUGAAUUUCAAUCAAGAACCAGUAAGACAUAAUCAACAUGAGAAGGUUGACCCUGAUGACCCAAUAGGUGUCAUCAACACUAGGAAGGGCCACCCACGUCAGCCUUACAGAAAAAGAUAAUACCUUUUCCAGCACAAGACCUUCAACCUGUUUCUGAAUAGACAAGGACUUGAAGUAAAUAUGUUACAUGUUAUACUUUGUAGACUGAAUAUGUCAUUAGAGUGCAUAAAAGUAGCAACUGUUAUCCUAUUAAGUCGUUCUCCGUUUUGUCAAUUUAAACAGCUCUGAAGUGUCUUCAUCCUCCGACACUGGGCUUUGCACAGGCAGACAGAAGUGUCAGAGAUUGAAGAUAACUUCUGAGCUCCAGUAAAUGCUACAUUCAUGCAUUCUAGAGGCAUAUUGAGUAUGCAAAGUGUAACCUGUUGUCAGGGUCACUUUAGUCAAUACCUGCAUUAGGUACUAUAGUUUAGGAAAAAGUAAAGGGACUAGGUCUGAUUGAAGAAGCCAUUCUCUGACUCAAAUUUCACAAACUAGACUUAUAGACUUAGCUUCACUGCCACAAAUCUAGCCUCCUUUAAACAAGCCAGGGAAUGGCUAUCUUCGUUAGAGUCUAAUUGCAGUUUGGCUUAGUGCCAGAGACCAAUAUAUAUAUAUAUAUAUAUAUAUUACUCAAGGUGUGACACCUCUGCUGUGUCUUUCACUUCCUUUAGAGACUCACAUCCGGUGUGGUACUCCAGUUUCCACCAGAUGUGUAACAAAAAAUUGGAGAUCCAAUCUCAUUUUUU
Molecule: messenger RNA, 1751 nt
Organism: Rana temporaria (common frog)
Lineage: Eukaryota; Metazoa; Chordata; Amphibia; Anura; Ranidae
Gene: FGF23
Product: fibroblast growth factor 23
Exons: 3
Biological process (GO): fibroblast growth factor receptor signaling pathway; regulation of cell migration; positive regulation of gene expression
Cellular component (GO): cytoplasm
Molecular function (GO): type 1 fibroblast growth factor receptor binding; growth factor activity
Source: RefSeq, a predicted model, not a curated record